AUGCGCCAGGAUGUGCAGCCAACCAGCGUCCUCCCCGCGUCCAUGUGCAGUGCUUCCUCUCUCGGGCGUCUGUCAGCCAACCGUUGGCAGCACGCGACAGAGGAAGAGGAAGAGGAAGAAGGAAGGGAAGAAGUUGAUAAGAAGCCUCCCUCCUCUACACACUCGACAUGCACAUAUACACCACACACGAGAAUGCCAAAACCACGGAUGCCGCUGACACCGGCGUCGUCGACCGAUAUCGCGGCGAUGGACAAGGCCUCGCUGGCGCCCGUGGACGAGCUGUUCGCCCUCCCGCCAGCAGCCAUCCACCAUCAUCAACAGCAUCAACCGCCAUCGCCAGCAUCGCCAGAGGUGGCAGACUCGCGCCUGCGCCAGCGGUCGACCAAGCGACAGGCCGAGUUCAGUCUCCCUCCACCGCCCACACGCACCCGCAAGAUCAUCCAGGUCAAGCCCAAGACGGCCGCCGUGCCCUCCUCGCCCAGCAAGAGAGAGGAAGACGAAGACGAAGACGAAGAGGAGAUACCGGCCGGCGGCAAGAAGAGAGCCAGCGCAGCCACGGCGGCGGGGAGGAAGAUCGCUCGACGCACCGCUCACAGUCUCAUCGAGCGCCGGCGACGGUCCAAGAUGAACCAGGAGUUUGCGACCCUCAAGGACAUGAUUCCCGCCUGCAGAGGGCAUGAGAUGCACAAACUUGCCAUCCUACAGGCGAGCAUAGAGUACGUGAACUACCUGGAAAGCUGCGUCAAGGACCUCAAGGCCGCCAACCGCGACGACACGCCGACUUCUCCAGCCUGGCAGCCCUCCAUCCCCUUCAACGCCAGUGAGAGCACAUACUCCGUCUCCCCGGACAUCGAUCCCCUGUCCACUUCCACCAUGCCCUCGCCCGCCCAGAGUGCGAGAGACUGUUCCUCCCGGGCCUCGUUUGAGAUCAUACCCAUGGUCCUGCCCUCUCCCGCCUUGCAGCCCGCCAGACACCCGCAGCACGCCCACGUACGCACAUACAGCAUGUCCACCUCAACCACCACCUCGCCUCUGCUCGUGCCGCAGCAGCAGUCGAGCCAGCAGGGUCAGCAGGGUCAGCAGGGUCAGCAAGGCCAGCAGAGUCCGGAUGAGGUGGCGGUUCAGGAUACGGAUAUGGACCGCGAAGCUACCACGGCCCUGCUCAUGCUCACUAAUGAUAGACGCCACUCGAAUACCAUGCCCUCCCCGACCAUCUGGCCCAGAGCGAAGAGGAAGAUGGGCAUGAGUGUUCAUGACCUCCUCACCCAUUGA
Arthroderma uncinatum is the source of this 1272-nucleotide messenger RNA. Its product is annotated as extensin. Gene Ontology annotation, molecular function: protein dimerization activity. The record is from RefSeq and is a predicted model, not a curated record. Bases 1 to 1272 code for a protein of 423 amino acids. The transcript is spliced from 3 exons. NCBI's taxonomy places the organism in Eukaryota, Fungi, Ascomycota, Eurotiomycetes, Onygenales, Arthrodermataceae.